Messenger RNA from Aspergillus saccharolyticus JOP 1030-1, 5949 nucleotides. RefSeq lists its product as uncharacterized. The coding region runs from base 1 to 5640 and encodes 1879 amino acids. Gene Ontology annotation, molecular function: protein binding. The record is from RefSeq and is a predicted model, not a curated record. Lineage: Eukaryota; Fungi; Ascomycota; Eurotiomycetes; Eurotiales; Aspergillaceae. The transcript has 2 exons.
AUGAGCGACAACCCUCCAUGGCUGGAGAAUCUAACAGACGACUGGGUACCAGUCCCUGCACCUGGAACUCCUGGAACUCCCGCCAGUUCGUUCCCGUCUCCAUUGUUCAUCCAUUCCCGAGGUUCCAGCCUACAAAACUCUCCUAGUCGCAUUCCAGUCCCCGCGCGUCGCUCCGUCGGCCCUUCGCGCCCUUCGCCUGACUCUUUCAGAAAGAAAGUUUCCAGACCGUGUCACUUCAUCAAACGAGAACCGCCCACCCCUAAAACCCCUCGUACUCCCAAGACCCCCUCCAAGCUGCGAUCCUCGCUCCCUCCUCCUGAGAAGUCCAAUAAAACCAGCCCGAAACCGACCCCGAACCCGCCCUCGCUGCGUAAACAGCAGUCCGCCAUGGACACGAGGUCGCCGUUGCGGUCGGUUUCGAACCUUUCCGGCACUUCAGAGCAACAGAGCACAGUCCAAGUGAGACCAAACAAAGGGAAAGGCAAGGAUGGUACACCCGAAUGGAGGAGGAGGCUGGUGCACGGAGUCAUCCCCGCGGGGGAGCAGCGCGAUUUGUUUGCGCCCAUUGGACUGGAGAGUGUAUUCAAACCUCCAACCCCGGGCACCGAAAAGACGCAUGACGAAGCGAUAUCGCGAUUGAAGCAGUCAGACAGUUUGUGGCACUUUACCACCCCCUUCGGUUACGACGAUACCAGUUUCCAAGACCCCUCCUCAAUCGGCGCCUACGACGACGGAUAUUCAGGGAUUAACAGCCCUAGGUUGUCGCCCAAGCAGAAAGCUCAGGGAAGUCCUCAGGAAAGUCCUCAGGGAAGUCCUCAGGGAAGUCCUCAGGGAAGUCCGCAGGACUCGCGCAAUGGAACGCUAGUCAAGAGAAGAGGAUCAAAGGAUUUCCUGCCAGAUGAAGGCAAAUCGUCUGACUUGUCCUUUGAUAGUACUCAACACAGAUCCGCAAGCGGCAUGGAGGAUUUGCGCAAUGAAGACAUUACACCAAUCACGUUCACCAAUCCGAAUACAGUCGAUGGACAGACUACAUCGGAAGUCAUAAAAUCGGCAUUGAAACAAGUGACGAAUAAACUCGAGAGAUUACAGCUAUCACCUGGCGCCCGACCAGGAUCUCGUGCGAGCGAUAGUUUCCCAUUCCACCAACAGCCAGAAAUUGCGGUAGAUGCGCUCCCGGAUGACGACUUGCUCGAUGACACGAGUCAUUCUUUGCCCAAGGAUCUUUCAAUGGGAACAUUGGAUUAUCGAGGAAGAGGAGCCUUUGCCCACCUGGGAAGGGAAGAGGAUGCAAACAUUGAAGGUUCCUUCCAAAAAAUCCGUCUCUCGCCGCCUCCUUUCCCCUCUGGGCGACUGUCACCGUUUCUCCCCGCAAGCUCAAGAAUUCGCAGCUCACCCCCUUUUUACCAAAAGGCCAAUCCUCUAACCGACCCACCAACGCUGCCUAGACCCUCAUCUGCCCACCUUGGGGUGCCAAAGCUCCCCCAGUCCGGCGCCGAUAAAUCCGAAACCAUGCCUCCUUCAGGAAGCCCCCUGAAGCUUUUCGGAAACCAUGACACCUUCACCAACAAUCAUCUUUUACGCAGGAUGAGUCAAUUUGAAGAGACCUUUGGAGGUCUUUCUGAAGAUGAUGAACCUAUGUCGCCAUUAGAGGAAGCUCGCCGUAAGGGUGAAGGCAGGGGUUUCCUGACUGUGAACCACGAGGCGUUGGGUGAGCCACCAUUGAGGAGACAUGAACGACCGCGAUCGCGCAACACCCCGACUCCCCGCAUCAACAAAUUCGGUGACGGUGAGCUGGACAAUUUCGACUUCUCCGAUACGAGUCCGUACGAACACAAGUUCUUGAAUGAUGAGGUGGUUGAGUCUACCCAGCAACCGCCGCGCCGACAGUCCGUUGAGCGAAGAUUUCUAAGGCGCCGCUCGUAUAGACAAAAUAGCCAUGGUUCCGAGUUCAACAGGUCUCACCGAGGGUCCAGGUCCACGGCUCUGUCGGAUAUCACGUCGAGUUCCAGGGCUAUAAGGAAUCAAGGACUGCCAAGGGUUGAGGAGAUGAACCCAUCGGAAACCGAAUCAAUGCUGAACACACCGGUUAAGGAUCCAACUCCCAAGAGGCGCAGGACAUUCCUUAGGUCCUAUAAUUCGAGACAGGAGCCUCCUGAAAAUCCUACUCCGGAUCCGGAUAAUAUGUCCUUGCUCCAGAGGAGCUUGGUCCAGCAAGGUGUGAGGUAUGAAGACCAUCAGUUUUCGGCUCACUCUCGAUCGUCGCCCCGACCGCGAACUCCAACUCCAAGUCAAGUGCGGUCUGCUUCACGGAAGCGGCCUUCAUCAGGUCGAACCUAUUCGCCAUCUGGGUAUUCUGGCUCUGCUGAGCAUGAGUCUCCUGAGGAUAGUGCAAUACCUGUAGUCAGAGUCAACGGUAUCAAUGAAGGCGGCCGUAAGGGUUCGAUCACGACCCAGGAUUUCCUUAACGAGGCGACGAAGAUUAUGGACAUCAUUCGAUCUAAAGGCAGAUCGGCAGGGGGGCUGUCUAGCGUUGAGGAAUCCGAAGCCGAAGAUAUCGACGAAAGUGGGAGCUAUGAAGACGAAUCGACUCGGGAAGAGUUUUCUCGCCCACCAAGUCGCGAAGGCGCCGAAAUGCGGAGACUGAGGGAGCCUCAACAACAAAGCCCCCGGAUCCUGAGUCACCUUAAGAAGUUUCAAGAACUGGACGACCAGGAUUUCGGAGUCAACGCGUCCACGAUGUCUUUAAAUCUCCACGAUGACCGAGAUCACACCGAUGACAAAAUAGAUGCACCGUGCGGUGCGCAAACAGACGAAGAAGAAAGCCUUGAGCUUGACUUACGGUCUUCUGGCUUCGACUUCCGUCAACAUGUUGCACUUUCAGCUGAUGAGCCCGAGGAAGAUGAUGACCUUCCUGAACUUUUGACUAUCAACACGCAAGUCUCGUCUAAGAGCCUCAGUGCUCGCUCGGUCCCCACGGGCUCUUCGCAAAGCUCGCAUGCAAAGGGUGUUAUAUCAUCAGAUCUUGUCUCACGACUGAUCCCUGAGCAGAUCAAUGGUUUGACAUACGAUCGGGACAAGAACCAGUGGGUUCGGGAGAAAUCCGAACCAACUUCUGAGAAACCCAAAGGUGAAGAUAGUGAAGAAGAUCCGUUCAAAGACAUUCCUGAUCUCAGUGUGGAUGAACUGCAAGAGAUGAUGCGAAUGCAGAGCUCCACCUCGCCUGAAAGAACGAAAGACUCUAUUCGGCUCGAGAAUGACCACUAUCGGAGCCCACUUAGUUCACCCCGUCUCUCAACGAAAUCAUCGAUGCAUCAAUCCCAAACCAAGGAUGCGGGUGCUUCGGUCGACGGUAGUUCCGUGCAGUCCAAAACACCCGUAGAAUCCAAGCUUUCCGACUCCGAGACCAAAGUGACCUCUUGGGGUACAGACGCCCGCAAAACGAGCAAAUCAGUCAGCGAGGUAGAGCAUGAGAUUCAACUUCACGAAGGUCGAUUAUCACGGCCACCUCAACGUUCAGCAAAUGGUCGUCAGCAAGCCCGUGUUGUGACGAUAAGCUUUUCGUCUCCUUUAGUCUCCCAAGUUGCAUACAGCGACGCCGAGAGCCCGGCGAAACUCCUGCAAACCCGAGGCAACCUGCAGCCUCAUGCAGCCUCGAAGGUACCUGGCAACAGUCCGUUGGGCCUUUCAAGAUCCCCGACGAGCUUUUCCCCAUGUCAUCCUGAAUCACCAGACAGCCAGAUAUCCUUGGAUCAUCGAUUGUCCACUCCCAGCACAAAGACAAAGCGGAAGGGAUCUGCUGAGGCUCUCAGUCUGGUUCGAAGAGACGCAAGCUCUGUUGGUUGGAUGUCACAACGAGACAACCCAGACACAUCAGUGGCUCGUUUAGGGAAUAGUGGCCAAGAGACCAAUUACAGCUUCCACCUCAGCUCCUUACCCGACUUCACUGUCGAUCAAAUCGAUCCGUCCCUCCACCUAGAGGUGAGCUAUGUUGCACAGCGCACUCAUCCCACGUCAUUGCGCCAAGUUCAUGGGACUUUCGCAUUGGCAACAGAAGAGCUUCUCAAGCACAUCACUGAAGCCGAACCGUGGGAGCCGCACUGGGAGAAUGUUCGUCGCUUAGUCCUCCGACACAAAGGACUCAUUACACUCCAUAAACUCUGCGACUACUGUCCUUGCCUGGAAGACCUGGAUGUGUGCGAAAAUGAUAUUGGCCAAUUGAGUGGCGUGCCCGCCACUGUUAGGACGCUCAAUAUUCAGGAUAAUUGUCUUUCCAACCUAACAGCCUGGGGUCAUCUAACCAAUUUACAAUAUCUUGACGUCUCUGGAAAUGAAUUGGAAAGUCUUCAUGGAUUCAGCAAUUUGAUUCACCUGCGGGAGCUGAAGGCGAAUGACAACAACAUUAAGGACAUUAGUGGGAUUUAUGACUUGGAUGGUUUGCUAAAAUUGGAAUUGAAGAACAAUGAGCUCGAGGAGCUUGACUUUGGUACAGCCGAGCUAAGUCGUCUCGAGAAACUGGAUCUUAGCCACAAUCAACUCACAUCCAUACGCAAUAUCGAUACCCUUUCGUCACUCACAGUGGUCGACCUUAGCUACAACAAGUUGUAUGAGUUCGCUAUGUCUGCGACUCUGCCUAAUUUGCGGUCACUGAAAGUCUCGAAUAACGUCUUGCGCAGCUUCGACAUCUCCAUGUUCCCGUCGUUGACGCUCUUCUACGCCGAUCAGAAUUUCUUGAGUACAAUUUCCGGGCUCGAAGCAUGUCGUUCUUUGGAGAUCCUAUCUGCUCGAGAGCAGAUGAGUAGUACCAAUGGCGGUAUCUUCGACAUCGACUUGGGUCUAACGCAAGAUAUUCGCAAAGUAUUCCUUUCUUCAAAUAGGCUUGCACCGCGCUGUCUUGCACCAUCUACUGCCCUGCUGAGCCUGCAACUUCUGGAUAUUGCAUCAUGUAGCUUGCAAUAUCUCCCAGAAGACUUUGCAACAAGCUUUCCCAAUGUGGUCGUCCUAAACAUGAAUUUCAACUCGCUCAAGGGUGUCAACGAGUUGGUGGGCAUGAAAUGUCUUUCCAGACUGGCGAUUGCGGGGAACAACAUCACCAGACUUAGGCGUCUUUGUCAAGUCCUAGGUCGGAUCGGGCGAACUAACAAAGGAAGACUCUGUUCCCUUCAGAAAAUCGACACCCGAGGGAACCCGCUUACGCUCCGGUUCUAUCCAACUGCGGUCAUCAAGAGCGAAACAUCCAAUCCAAAGAAGCUAAAAGCCAAGAACAGCCGGCCUCUACGUGAUGCAGGCUUUGAUAUCCCGUCAGCUUUGGCUGGUUUCCGUGAUUUCGACGUGGACCAAAUGGUCACUCUGGGAGAGGAUGAUAGACCAGAUGCUUUCAAAGAGCUUGAAGUUCAUGAUCCAUAUACUCUUCCAUUAGCGGAUCCCCUGGCCGACCAGAAACACCUGUCUCAUUUGGACGAGUCGACACGAUUGCGACGCAGUAUCUUCGAGCUUAUGCUUUAUGCAGGAAGUGGAGGGUCUAUCAAGAUUCUCGACGGUCUGGAACUACGGCCGUCUCUUGAGGAUGGUUCUGACAUGGACCGUGCCUGGGCCAGACUUGAGAAGCUUGGUGUACUCAAAAAGAAAGCAAUCACAGCAUGAGAUAAGUGCCCUAAUGAGUCGCAUGCCAUCUCUGUCAUCUUGGAAGCAGGAUAAGGAGUUCGGCAGCAUUACCGAUGGAUUGCUUCGUUUUAUUCUAUUCGUGUAUUUUUUUACCCUUUUCAAGGUUGGUGGGCGGCGUCACACUGUCUUCUUACUCACAUGGCUUGCAUACCAGGAGUUGUGUGACUUGAGCAUUUGACUUUCGAGCGGACUACCCCUGGGCUUUUGGUGUGCAUUUCGUUCUUACUUGUUCUAAUACAAUUCUUAAUCACUUUCUUCUGACGACCCAAUGCAUCCGAGACCCUUCUU